Messenger RNA from Trichomonas vaginalis G3, 603 nucleotides. Its product is annotated as glycosyltransferase family. Bases 1 to 603 code for a protein of 200 amino acids. Lineage: Eukaryota; Parabasalia; Trichomonadida; Trichomonadidae. The transcript has a single exon. Gene Ontology annotation, molecular function: glycosyltransferase activity. The record is from RefSeq and is a predicted model, not a curated record.
AUGGAAAUUCCAGAAGAAAGGAUCAUUAGAUUAAAACCGCAUUGCUACUAUUCAUGUGACAUAUGCUCUACUAUUGCAAAUCCUAUUAGUUUCAUUAAUGCUUACGGAAUUCAUUCGAAAAGAUUACAGCUAUUUUUACAUGAAAAGUAUAAUUUAGACCGAAUCAAGCCUACGAGAUAUGUCUUUAUGAAUAGAGAAUACGAUAAGCCUAGAUAUAUCAAAAACAUGGAUGAAAUAUUUAAUGAGACAAAGAAAGCUUUUCCUGACAUAAAUUGGGAGAACCAAACAGAUAUAUACAAUCUCACUGAAGCUGCUUCGGUGUUUGCGUCUAUAAAAUUCAUGUAUUCACCAACCGGAUCCAAUAUUUUCAAAUGUUAUUUAAUGCAUCCGUUUUCUGUAAUGGUCGUUGUUUCUACAAGAUGUGCUGAUAACUCAGCAGCAGCAGCUGCAACACAUUGCGAUAUUUUCAUGAUUAUGUAUGCUGGAAAUCCUUUAGAUCACCACCAAUGGGGUGGCGCAAUUAUUGAUGUGAAAUAUGCUAUUGAGAUGAUUAGAAAUGGAUUGAUUUGCUUAAGAGAACGAAAAAUUCCAAACAUUACUUGA